Scutellospora calospora is the source of this 1167-nucleotide messenger RNA. The record is from the annotation of a GenBank genome assembly. Lineage: Eukaryota; Fungi; Glomeromycota; Glomeromycetes; Diversisporales; Gigasporaceae.
AUGAAUUGUCAUACUGUGUUUUUGAUAGAUGUAGUUACCUCUGAACUAAUUAAAGAUGCAUCUUUUAUUAGGUCUGAAGAGUCUCAAGGAAAGCCUUUAGUUUUGGAAGAAUUGGCUUCCUUAGAAAAAGUUCCUGACAGGAUGCCAAAUGUAUAUAUUACUGGAUUGAUUGUUUUAAUCCUCACGGUGACUCCACCCACAAUCGAAGCACAAGCUUCUUUAUCAGAACUUAUAAUCGCAAUAAUAAUAAUCGGGUUUAGAACUGGAGGAAUAAAGACAAAUACUGUUACUAUAGCUGCAGAUCAAUUUUCUCAUAAAGAUCCUUAUGUCAAAACUUUGAAAUCUGAAAAAAAGUUAUUGUUAAUCCAGAACUCACCAUCUCAUCAAUGUUCCAUUGCAAUCUUUCUCAUUUCGAUAUUAAUCUUUGUAUUUGGAAAAAAUAUAUAUGUUAAAGUACUACCACAUAGUUCAGCAUUAUUGGAUUUGUUCAACGUUUUGCGUAUUGCUUUUAAACAUGGUAGAAAUCUUGAUAAUACAAAACCAUUAAAUGUUUUAUCUGACAUUGCAAAACAAUAUAAAAUCAAAUGGGAUGAUAAAUUUGUGGAUCAAAUACGAGCUUCAAUUAGGGCUUAUAGAGAUAUUCUAGGAUAUCCAAUCUUUUGGGUUUGUUUUAUGCAAAUUUAUAAUAAUUUAAUAUCUCAGGCUGCUACAAUGACAGUUAAUUUCAUACCAAAUGAUAUGAUUUAUCCUGCCUUGAGACGAAUUAAUAUCAAUUCUCGUCCUAUGACAUGUAUCUUGAUUGGUUUCGUAGUAAUCACUUCUGCAAUGUUAUAUUCAGCAAUUAUUCAAUAUUUAAUUUAUAAUACAGGUCCAUGUUAUGAGAAAACUCAUUGUAUAAUCGAUGAUAAACUAGUUCCGAAUAAUAUUAGUGUUUGGUGGCAGGCUCCUGCACCAUUACGACUUAAAUCUACAAUAACAGAUUUAUACUUAAUGACUUUAGCUGCUGGAUCCGUACUAGAUUUUGUUUUUGUUCCGUUAUCAAAAGAUCCUUAUCUAGUCUGGUUAUAUAGAACUUUUGCCAAAGUUGCACUGAUUACUGGAAUAAUUAUAUUUAUAUUUUUGAGAGAUUUCAAUAUUGAAGAAAAUCUGUUCGAAGAAAUUAUUUAA